Pseudoliparis swirei is the source of this 1335-nucleotide messenger RNA. It is a transcript of the gene vipr2, whose product is annotated as vasoactive intestinal peptide receptor 2. Gene Ontology annotation, molecular function: G protein-coupled peptide receptor activity; peptide hormone binding; vasoactive intestinal polypeptide receptor activity. The transcript has 13 exons. Gene Ontology annotation, biological process: adenylate cyclase-modulating G protein-coupled receptor signaling pathway; cell surface receptor signaling pathway. The record is from RefSeq and is a predicted model, not a curated record. Gene Ontology annotation, cellular component: plasma membrane. NCBI's taxonomy places the organism in Eukaryota, Metazoa, Chordata, Actinopteri, Perciformes, Liparidae. Bases 1 to 1335 code for a protein of 444 amino acids.
AUGGAUCCGUUAGUCACAAGUGGAAGUUGGGGUUUCCGACUUGAAACGUUGCUGGAAUGCAGCAGGUGUCUGGUCGACGGGCGUCACCCCACCUGUAACUUCCUGCUGGAGGUGGAGCGAGACCAGGAGGAGUGCGUGAGGACGCUGAGGGAGGAGGACGCCACCGGCAGCCACAAAGAGCCGGCAUGCAAAGGAACGUGGGACAGCAUUGCAUGCUGGGAGCGCACCGAGAUCGGAGAGACCGUCACCAUCUCCUGUCCUCGAGUCCUCACGACGGUAUUCGGCAGAAACGGUAACAUCAGCAGGAACUGCACGCCGGCGGGAUGGUCGGACGUUUUCCCGAACAUCACCAGCGCCUGCGGCUCGGACACCAGCCAGGAUAAGCUGGUCUUCUAUGUGGUGGUGAAGACGUUGUACACUCUGGGUCACAGUCUGUCUUUGAUCGCCCUCACCACGGGAAGCGCCAUCCUCUGUCUGUUCCGGAAGCUCCACUGCACCAGGAACAACAUCCACCUCAACCUCUUCUUCUCCUUCGUCCUGAGAGCCGUGGCCGUGCUGGUCAAAGACGACAUCCUCUUCGACCGAACCUCGCAGUGCUCCAGCCAGCCGUCACUGGUGGGAUGUAAAGCCAGUCUGGUGUUUUUCCAGUACUUCAUCAUGGCCAACUUCUUUUGGCUGCUGGUGGAGGGUCUGUACCUGCACACGCUGCUCGUCGUCAUCUUCUCCGAGAACAGACACUUCAUCGUCUACAUGUUCAUCGGCUGGGGAAUCCCCACGGUGUUCGUGUUUGCGUGGGUGAUGACGAGGAUUUAUCUGGAGGACACGGGGUGCUGGGAGACCAACGAUAACCCCAUACCCAACUGGGUGAUCAACGGACCGAUUGGAUUCUCCAUCAUGGUCAACUUCAUCCUGUUUAUCAGCAUCAUUCGGAUCUUGGUUCAGAAGCUGAGGUGCCCUGACGUGGGCGGCAACGACCAAUCACAAUACAGAAGGUUGGCCAAAUCCACCCUCCUGCUGAUCCCUCUGUUCGGGAUCCACUACGCGGUCUUCGUUUCCCUCAGUGAAUCCAUCGCAGAGGCUUAUAAAAUAUUCUUUGACCUCGCCCUCGGAUCCUUUCAGGGUUUGGUCGUGGCCAUUCUGUACUGUUUCCUAAACAGUGAGGUUCAGGGCGAGCUGAAGAGAAAGUGGAGAAGUAUGUGUCUGAACUGCCAUCUGAGGAGAGAGAACCUCCUCAACAGCACCUUCGCCUCCCGGAACGGCUCCGAGCACACGGUGCAGUUUCACCGCAACUCCCGAACCCAGUCCAUCCUGCAGUCGGAGACCACGGUGCUGUGA